AUGAAAUUCCCGCGCGGUAUUUUCCUAGUGAUCAUUCUUGUUUUCUACAUUUUGACUCCUUAUAUUGAAGCAGUCGAAGUUGAUGGACCAACAGAAGCAUUGAUUAGGAGUAUUUGCGUAGAAAACGAAGAUUAUGGAUUUUGUUAUAAAAUCAUCCAUGAAAAAUUGAAGGCACCAACAGCUACUCUCAAAGAACUUACCGCUCUCAUAUUACACACCGCUAUAGAUCAGGCCAAUGAUACUUACAUUUUCAUUGAUAAUAUCUUCCAUGAGUGGCCCGGUCCUAAGGAGAAGACUGGUCUCAAGACUUGUCAUGCAGUUUUUAAUAGAGAGAUCACUAGUUUCUUAGAAAUUCGCUUUCUAUUUUCAAAAAAGGAGUACGAACAUAUGGUUAAAACCAUUUUGUCUACAGCUAAGAUCUUAGAUGGUUGUAAGACCGAUUUACUUAUUCCUCCUUACAGAAAUCUUCUAACUGAGAAGAAGAGAGUUAUGAGAAUAUUGAUCACCAUGUCUGCCGUUUCCGGAUACAUGGUAAAAAAUGGAAAAGCAUCCUUGCUUGGAUCAAUAGUUACUCCGCAGUAUUUCAUUUAUUAA
Capsella rubella is the source of this 594-nucleotide messenger RNA. RefSeq lists its product as uncharacterized. The transcript has a single exon. The coding region runs from base 1 to 594 and encodes 197 amino acids. The record is from RefSeq and is a predicted model, not a curated record. Lineage: Eukaryota; Viridiplantae; Streptophyta; Magnoliopsida; Brassicales; Brassicaceae. Gene Ontology annotation, molecular function: enzyme inhibitor activity.